Rosa chinensis is the source of this 729-nucleotide messenger RNA. Its product is annotated as ERAD-associated E3 ubiquitin-protein ligase HRD1-like. The transcript has a single exon. The coding region runs from base 1 to 729 and encodes 242 amino acids. Gene Ontology annotation, cellular component: cytoplasm. Gene Ontology annotation, biological process: protein ubiquitination. The record is from RefSeq and is a predicted model, not a curated record. NCBI's taxonomy places the organism in Eukaryota, Viridiplantae, Streptophyta, Magnoliopsida, Rosales, Rosaceae. Gene Ontology annotation, molecular function: ubiquitin protein ligase activity.
AUGAGAUAUCUUACUUUAUUCCAUGUUUCGCAGCAACACAGACCCUACCCGAUCUGCGCCGUUCCGAUCACAUUCCACUUCUACAAGUAUAACGGAUACCAACGUGAGAUUGAUCCACCGCGAGACCUUAGUACUGUUUAUAUUAGCCGAAUAACUUUUCAGUACUUACAUGUACUUAGAGUCCAUCCCUCAUCCAAUAGGACUGCGGAUCUACGGGAUCAGAUUGCUACGCUCCUCUCCGACUCUAUACGUGUCACAGAAGAGGACCAGUCAACUAUAAUUGAAAAGAUAUUUCAGGUGCUUGCCCCGGACCCCGAGCUUUGUAUUUUUGUUGAUGUGGCGGAAGUGACUCUGCAGAUAGCGGAUGACAUUGACGCGGUUCUUGCAACGGAGUCCUUAAGAACAUAUAUUCCCAAGCUUAUUCCGGCAACUAAAUCAUCUAUUGAAGGUUUGGAGAAAGUAGGGCUUGAUAGCUUGGAAAUCAAAUCUAGUAUUGAACUGACACCAUCUUGUGUUAUUUGUAUGGAGGACCUUGAUUACUCUGCAGAAGAAGGAGAGGGGGUAGUUGAUCCUGAUCAUAAACGUCAUGGGAUCCUGAUCACUCGCAUGCCAUGUUUGCACUAUUAUCAUGAAGAUUGCAUUGUUCGUUGGCUGGAGAUCAAUCACAGGUGUCCCAUUUGCCGAUACCCAAUGCCAACUGAAAACCCAAACCCAAACCCAACAUUGUAA